UCGCAAACGCAUGCGCGCUCUGAAAAAAACAAACGCGGGGAGUUUCUCCGAAGAGCACGCAAGCGAACCAGUCGCCGGCCGGCGCGCAGCUUUCCGGGAGCGAGAGACAGUCUCGAGAGUUGAAAGUCGCACUUGGCGGAAUCGCGAACGCACAGCGACGCUGAGGCUGCAGCGAUAAGCUAUUUCGACCGGCAUCCGCACAACGCUACUAGUCCACCGUUCGUUCAUUUUACUGCCAGGUCGGCCUCUUUUUAACGCUUUUCAGUAAAAAUGUCGCACACCGUGACGGUGACCAGAAUGACGACCACAAGCAGCUCUCCGAUGGUGAUCAACACGGGAUACGCCUGCAAUAUACACGGAGCCCUCAAGGUCCUCGAAACAGUGUUCGGGACCAUCUGCCUCGGUCUUAUGCUGCACUACACCAAGCACAGCAAGGUGGACUUGUAUGGCAUGCCGGGCCAUGAGCUCUACUUUCUGCUUGUGGCGUUCGGCUGCCUGCUCUGCACCUUCCUGUUGCUGGUCUCUUCCUGCUGGUCCUUCACAUCGUCGUCUCUCCUGUCGCGCACCUCCUUUGAGAUUCUGUUCCACCUGGUGGCGUGCGCCCUGUACCUGGCGGCUGGUAUCACGCUGCUGACCAAAACGCUCGACUAUCACCGUAACUUCCGUGGCGAGCAGUACGACGCCCGCAUAGCGGCCGCCGUUUUCGGCAUCAUGAACGGGGCCCUGUACUUGGUCGGCGCCGUCCUGUCGUUCCGGAUUUUCCGACAGGGCUGACCAUGCUCGGCUGGUCUGGGCGUGGCCCGAUUGCCACGAGCUUCUCUUGGCUUUGACGUUAAACGCACUAGCCGCUCUCUGUUCACUCAUACUCAUCUUAGCAUCAUUGUUGCUCUGUGUACCCGAGCACGGCGGAGUCAUUCUCGUCUCCGCGUAUGUGUCAUGUAUCGUUUGUGCUUAGAGGCCAGUUUGCGUGCACGUGUUUGUGCUGCACAUUUUAGAACGCACAGCGUCCUCGCGGCACUCGGUGUCGUCAUUGUCGUCUUUUUUGUCGUGUUCGAUGAUAAACAAGGAGGCUUCCUUGUUUUGCAUCGGCUCACUGAGUCGCUCGCACAUGCACACACACACACAGACAAUGUUCUGUUUCGGUGUUCACUGCCAGUUACUAAUUAAGUUACUAAUUUUGGUGCAACUUGAAGUGGAAAGUCAUUAGGAGUUGACUGUUGAAAUGUAUGCAACCCAGCGAUGUCCUGUUCAUGCCACGAAUUAAGAUGGCAGAGCGCUCUACGUCCCCCUGGUGCUUAAAAGUGCCAAAGUUGUACGCUCUGCGCUAAACGCCCAAUCAGGUAGACGUUAAUACCUCAUCACGCACAAGUGUUAGCCGAACUGUAAAAAUCAUUUUUGCAAUGACGAAAAAUGUAUAGAACAUUCGUGUACCCUAUCAGAAGGCAACCGAAACAGUGUAAUAUCUACAACACGCAGCAUGCAAUAAGACAAUAGACCCAUAUGCCUGCAGCGAGCACAGGUGUGCUUAAUGUUUUGCUUGUGUUACAGAGGUUAUCCGUACGUUCUUUGCCUGUAGCGCCUCUCCUGUUUUCUGCAGCACUCUUUUAGCGAGAUUUUGUUGUUGUGUUUCUUUCAUGCAAUAUUAAAAGAAAGUAUAUUUAACUCUUGAAUUCACUAGCGAUCUCCUUGUUGCCACCGACUUUUGGUGCAAUCAAAGACCGAAGGUGGCCAAACAGGUAAAAGGAAAGAAAAGAUAAAGAAACCGUGCGUGUAUUUAGAAUUGGGUUAAGAAAUAAAACAAGCUGUCUAAAAAAAUGUCUGACAGAGUUUUCGACCUCUUGAUUUCUCAAGUUCUUAUCACAGUUUUCUUUUUAAAAAUUUCUAGUAAUACUUGGGGUAUGUUGCACGGAUAUGAGAACUCAUUUUUAAUUUUUUGCAUGGCCGUCUGACACAAUGAUGUUGCGCACAUUGGAGACAAUGGCAAUUAACCGGCAGAAGAUAGCGAGAGUGAUUCCUCACUUUUUAUUAUCACUCCAUGGCAUGCAGUGACAAUGACUCGUGUGACACAACGUACAUGAACUCUGCUCUUAUUGCUGCGCAAAACUAGAAUGGCAACGCUUGAUAAUUACUAUUGUUGUUCUUGUCAAAACGAUGUUGUUCUGAAAGCCCGUAUGGCGUGCGCCUAAAAAUGUGUUAUGUUAGGUCACUCAUGCAAGCAAAAUUUGUCGCGUUUCGUGCCUUCCAUCUGCCAAGCGACGUUAUUGAAAAGAAAGAAAAACAAAGAAAAAAAAUCUCAUAUGAAUACGUGUUUAGCUACUAAACUGCCUUCUAUACAGUCACCUUGGUAACUUAAAGCAUUUCGCGCUUGUUGUUUACCGCUUUUCGUAGACAAAUGAUGGCGCACCAGUACUUGCCGUUGGCCAAAGUCCGUCCACGCGUAAAGCACUGCCUUAUUCGAAGGUGCAUUCGCCGCUCUGGUUAUCAUAGUAGAUGUAUCUGUGCCACGGGCCUGUUACUGGUUGUGAUCUGUGUCAUUGCGAAGAAGGCGGCACCGAUUCGAAAGAGACAGGCAGAAUGUGAUUUACGGCAAUCGUUUUAUAGGCGGUUUUGUGGCGUUUGGGGUCGCGCAGAAACUUGCCCACUCAAUUUUACGCGCUUGUAGUGUGUUCGCUCCCCCCCCCCCCCUCUCUUUUUUUUUUUGCUAAAUAUGUUGCGAUAAGUUGCGGCUGAUGCUUUGCCGAACUGUUAAAUUUUCACCAGCUAUUGAAAAAAAAAAACUUUCCACGUCGAAAUACAAGGUUUGCACCUUCGAAUAUAUACUGAAAAAAUGAGUUCGACAUGAAGCUGAGCCAUUUGGGUCAGUUUCAGCGAAAUGAUAAAAAGGUGGUUCAGUUGGUAGUUCAUAUUCUUUCAGCGCACAGUUAUUUGUCAGCCGGACUAGCGUAACUUGAUAACGGGUCUUUCUGCACAGUAGAUUGAGAAUAAUUGCAGUUAUGAGAAAAUUCUGCGACAGCGCACAAGAAAAUGUCUAAGAAAGUAACUUAUGAAGUAGAUUCAAAAGGUUAAGAAAGAAAAACACACUUCACUAGACUUAGUGGUGCUAUUCUUAACAUAACAAGAAAAGGAAAGCAAAUCUAAUGAGGAUGGAGCUUUUCGAAGAAGAAAAGUGUUACCCAUGGCCAAAAGGUUUUUUUUUUUUUUUGUCGCGCGUCCACUUCACAUCCACCUGGUCCUAGCAUACAUCUUAACAGACAGCACUAAAUGUGUAGUACAUGGCGAUGGUGUACUUUGCUUUGAUUAGAAGUCAAAGCUAGCGGUGCUGCAUUCUUUUUAGACAGCCUAACGUGGACAAUCAGGAUGCGCCUAUCGAUUGAAGCAAUCUCGGAAUUAGAAGCUUCAGAACUUCGGCAGACGAGCAGCUCUGAUUAUACAACUGACGAAUGUAGUCCACAAUAUUCUGCGCAAUAAACGUUUUAAUGGGCUCUACGUCUUUAGCAGUCAUUGCGUUGUGAGUUUCCGCACCGUCCCGCUUUUACAUCCCUAUUUCCCAUCGCCAUCCCCGUUGUGAGAAAAAAAAAAUGCGUUGGCCAAUAUAUGUAUAUUUCUUGUGUGUUUUCAUGUAGCGAACAAUAACCGACGCAUACCUUGUAUCCGCACACUAUAUAGGGUGCAACCACGUGUACAAGCUUUCGUCGACCUCUCGUGUAUCGCCGAUGUGCCUAAUAAACUUUGACGUAUUA
This is a messenger RNA of Rhipicephalus microplus (southern cattle tick), 3740 nucleotides long. RefSeq lists its product as uncharacterized. Gene Ontology annotation, cellular component: membrane. The record is from RefSeq and is a predicted model, not a curated record. NCBI's taxonomy places the organism in Eukaryota, Metazoa, Arthropoda, Arachnida, Ixodida, Ixodidae.